Trichobilharzia szidati is the source of this 2682-nucleotide messenger RNA. The record is from the annotation of a GenBank genome assembly. Lineage: Eukaryota; Metazoa; Platyhelminthes; Trematoda; Strigeidida; Schistosomatidae.
AUCUGUUAUGUAGUCUGGCGGCACUUGAACGGCUCGCAAGCACAGUAAUCACAGUGAAUUGUUGGCGUCAUCAAAAUGGUCAAAUUUACAGUAGAUGAGUUGCGUCGCAUGAUGGAUUACAAGCGGAAUAUCCGCAACAUGUCUGUCAUUGCUCAUGUAGAUCACGGAAAGUCGACUUUAACUGAUUCACUUGUGUGCAAAGCUGGCAUCAUUGCAGAUUCACGUGCUGGUGAUGCUCGUUUCACCGACACACGCAAAGAUGAACAAGAGCGUUGCAUCACAAUCAAGUCAACUGCUAUCAGCUUAUAUUACGAAAUGUCAGAUGAGGAUAUUAAAAGCGUUAAGGCCAUCCAGCCAGUCGCCACCAAUGCUGAAGGGAAAGAAGAAAAGGGUUUUCUUAUAAAUCUCAUAGACUCCCCAGGUCACGUUGACUUCUCGUCAGAAGUGACUGCAGCUUUGCGUGUGACGGAUGGUGCCUUGGUUGUAGUUGAUUGCGUAUCUGGUGUAUGCGUACAGACAGAAACAGUCUUGCGUCAGGCUCUAACUGAACGUAUCAAGCCUGUGUUGUUCAUGAAUAAGAUGGAUAUGGCAGUCAUGACUUUGAGCUGUGACAUGGAGGAUUUGUAUCAAAAGUUCCAAAGAACAAUUGAAAACGUCAACGUCAUCAUUUCAGAGUUUGAGUCAGCCAAUACCCAAAUGGGCGAUCUAGCAGUAGAUGCUGUGAAGGGGACAGUUGGUUUCGGUUCCGGUUUGCAGAGUUGGGCCUUUACUUUGAUGACAUUCGCUAGAUUAUAUGCUAGUAAAUUUAAAAUUGAACCAAACAAGAUGGUUGAGCGACUCUGGGGAGAUAAUUUUUAUAAUAUUAAGACCAAAAAGUGGACGAAAGAAAAGCCUGCUAGUGAUGGUGUUCGAGGGUUCAAUCAAUUUGUACUGUCACCCAUUUACAAGAUUUUUGAAACUAUUAUGAAGAAACCUAAGGAGGAGCAAACUGACCUACUCACUAAAAUGGGCAUAUCACUGAGUGAAGCAGAGAGCUCUCUUCCUGACAAGCAGCGUUUGAAAACAGCAUUGCAUAAAUGGCUUCCAGCUGGUGACUCUCUUUUGCAAAUGAUAUGUAUCCACCUCCCUAGUCCGGUGACCUCACAGCAGUACAGAAUAGAAAUGCUCUAUGAAGGGCCAAUGGAAGAUGAAGCUGCUAUUGCAAUGAAAAACUGUGAUCCAAACGGCCCUGUUAUGAUGUACAUUAGUAAAAUGGUACCCACUUCUGAUAAAGGUCGCUUUUAUGCAUUCGGUCGUGUAUUCUCUGGUACAAUUGCUACUGGUCAGAAAGUCAGAAUAACUGGUCCGAACUAUGUUCCAGGAAAAAAAGAUGACCUUUACGAAAAGUCAAUUCAGCGCACUGUGUUGAUGAUGGGUCGUUACACUGAGGCGAUUGAAGAUGUUCCCUGUGGAAAUAUAUGUGGUUUGGUAGGCGUAGAUCAGUUUAUUAUCAAGACUGGAACAAUCACCACCUUCGCUGGAGCUCACAACUUGAGGCAAAUGAAAUUUAGCGUCAGUCCAGUCGUCCGUAUUGCCGUUGAGUGCCAAAAUCCAGCUGAUCUACCGAAACUUGUUGAAGGCCUGAAGCGUCUUGCCAAAAGUGACCCUAUGGUUCAGAUAACCACUGAAGAAUCGGGUGAACAUAUUAUAGCCGGUGCCGGUGAACUACAUCUCGAGAUAUGCUUGAAAGAUCUUGAAGAAGACCAUGCCUGUAUUCCUUUGAAGAGAACAGAUCCAGUUGUUUCAUAUCGUGAGACUGUAACAGAAACCUCAAGUCAAGUUUGCCUAUCCAAAUCUCCAAACAAACACAACCGACUCUAUAUGCGCGCUUCUCCUAUAUCAGAAGAAGUAGCUGCAGAAAUUGAUGCAGGCAAAAUAAACGCUCGUCAAGAUUUUAAGGAGCGUGCUCGCUAUCUGGCAGAUAAUUAUGGUUGGGAUGUUAACGAAGCCAGAAAAAUAUGGUGCUUCGGUCCAGAAAACACAGGUCCAAAUGUUGUGAUCGAUACUACAAAAGCAGUUCAGUAUGUUCACGAAAUAAAAGACAGCGUUGUCAGUGCUUUCCAAUGGGCAACCAAAGAAGGUGUACUUUGUUCGGAAAAUAUGCGUGGAGUUCGUGUAAACCUGGAAGACGCGGUAUUGCACGCAGAUGCAAUUCAUCGUGGUGGUGGCCAAAUCAUUGGUACAGCACGCCGAUGCUUUUAUGCCGCUGUCCUAACGGCUAAGCCUGGGAUUCUAGAGCCGGUUUAUCUGGUUGAAAUACAAGGUCCCUGUGUUGCAAUGGGCGGGAUUUACAGCACUUUGAACAGAAAGCGUGCUAUCACAAUUUCAGAAGAACGAAAAUCCGACAGUCCGAUGUGUGUUAUCAAGGCAUACUUACCUGUGAACGAGUCAUUCGGUUUCACCACAGAUUUACGCGCGGCAACUGGUGGUCAGGCUUUCCCUCAGUGUGUCUUCGAUCAUUGGCAGACAUAUCCUGGUGAUCCACUUGAACCGACGUCAAAACCAGGACAAGUGGUUUUAGAAACAAGGAAACGUAAAGGUCUUAAUGCCGGUAUUCCUGCUUUGGAUAACUACCUAGACAAAUUGUGAUGCCUUAUCUGUGUAAUCUGAUAUAUUAUAAAUAAAUCAAUUGUGCUCUCUUGG